AUGGAUUUCCAAUCUAUUAUGCAGCAGGCGCGUAUGGGAGGUGGGCCCGGUGCAGGAGGAUCCCCCGGCGAUGCGCCACAAAACGACAAUGCAGAGAUGGUCUACAUCUCGUCGCUAGCAUUAAUCAAGAUGCUCAAGCACGGCAGAGCAGGUGUGCCCAUGGAGGUCAUGGGCCUCAUGCUCGGCUCUUUUAUCGACGACUACACCGUGUCGGUGAUCGAUGUGUUCGCUAUGCCCCAGUCCGGUACCGGUGUCUCGGUAGAGGCCGUCGACCCGGUCUUCCAGACCAAGAUGCUCGACAUGCUCAAGCAGACCGGUCGUCCCGAGAUGGUGGUGGGAUGGUACCAUUCGCAUCCCGGUUUUGGAUGCUGGUUGAGUAACGUCGACAUCAACACGCAGCAGUCGUUUGAGCAGCUCAACCCGCGUGCCGUCGCCGUCGUCGUCGACCCCAUCCAGUCGGUCAAGGGCAAAGUAGUCAUCGAUGCUUUCCGACUCAUCAACCCGUCGACGGUCAUGCUCGGCCAAGAACCACGACAGACCACCUCCAACAUUGGCCACCUCAACAAGCCCUCGAUCCAAUCGCUCAUCCACGGCUUGAAUCGACACUACUACUCGAUUGCCAUCGGCUACCGCAAAACCGAGCUCGAACAGAGCAUGCUUAACAACCUCCACAAGCGCAACUGGACCGAAGGGCUGCGUUUGAGAGACUUUGGAGAGCACAAGGAGAACAACAGGAAGGCCAUCGAACGCAUGCUCUCGCUUUCCGAGGCGUACAACAAGUCAGUGCAGGAGGAAAGCACAUUGACACCAGAACAGUUGAAGACCAGGCAUGUGGGCAAGCAGGACCCUAAGCGACACUUGGAGGACGCGGUGGAACAGACCAUGGGCGAUCAGAUUGUGCAGAGCUUGGGUACUAUGCUGCUUGCAGAGCUGUGA
This is a messenger RNA of Sporisorium graminicola, 936 nucleotides long. RefSeq lists its product as uncharacterized. The transcript has a single exon. Lineage: Eukaryota; Fungi; Basidiomycota; Ustilaginomycetes; Ustilaginales; Ustilaginaceae. The coding region runs from base 1 to 936 and encodes 311 amino acids. Gene Ontology annotation, biological process: proteasome-mediated ubiquitin-dependent protein catabolic process; protein deubiquitination. The record is from RefSeq and is a predicted model, not a curated record. Gene Ontology annotation, cellular component: proteasome regulatory particle, lid subcomplex. Gene Ontology annotation, molecular function: proteasome binding; protein binding; metallopeptidase activity.